Kwoniella mangroviensis CBS 8507 is the source of this 2226-nucleotide messenger RNA. RefSeq lists its product as uncharacterized. The record is from RefSeq and is a predicted model, not a curated record. Gene Ontology annotation, molecular function: phosphatidylinositol binding; ubiquitin binding; metal ion binding. Gene Ontology annotation, biological process: endocytic recycling; receptor internalization. Lineage: Eukaryota; Fungi; Basidiomycota; Tremellomycetes; Tremellales; Cryptococcaceae. The coding region runs from base 1 to 2226 and encodes 741 amino acids. The transcript has 9 exons. Gene Ontology annotation, cellular component: early endosome.
AUGUCAUGGCUUUGGGGAUCAGCGACUAAUCCUCAGUUCGAGGAAUUAGCAGAGAAAGCAUGUUCUCCGCUUCAUCUGCCUUACCCCCAAUCAGAGGAUAUAGCGACUGCUUUGGAGAUUGCAGACAUGAUUAGAUCAAAAGCUGUACAGCCGAAGAUAGCAAUGCAGAGUUUGAAAAGGAGGAUAGCAGGGAAGAACGGUAGAGUUCAGAUGUAUGCUUUGGGGCUGACCGAUACUUGUAUCAAGAAUGGUGGAGAUCAUUUCUUAGCGGAGGUUGCAAGUAAGGAAUUUGUGGACGAAUUAUCGGGGUUGAUCAAGUCUCAGACUACAAGUCCCGAAGUCAAGCAAAUGCUGUUAAAGCUGUUCCAACAAUGGGCCCUAGCGUUUCAGUCAAAGAACGAGUUAAGCUUCUUCGUUGAUGUGUAUAACGAGCUGAAACACUCUGGCAUAUCAUUCCCACCGCCUCCCGCCCCAGUCCCGUCCCAUCUUCUCACGACUUCAACGGCACCCGCAUGGGUAGAUAGUGAUGUCUGCAUGCGAUGUCGCACCGCGUUUACAUUCACGAACAGAAAACAUCAUUGUAGGAAUUGUGGUUUAGUCUUCGAUCAAGCAUGUUCAAGUCGGACAAUGUCUUUACCCAGAUUUGGUAUAACAGAGGAAGUGAGAGUUUGUGAAAGUUGCUGGGUCAAGUCCGGGAAAGGAAAGACUUCAGAUGGUCCUGCACCUGCUGUCCCUGGAAGAACACCUCGGAGUCGAGCGGAUCUCGACGCAGAUCUACAACGAGCUAUCGAACUGUCUUUGGCAGAAUCUCAGCCUGGUGGGAGCAAUUUCAUAGGAUCCGAACCACCUAUAGCUCGGAAGAACGGAACGGCGGAAGAGGAUGACGAGGAUUUGAGAUUGGCAAUUGAGGCUAGUUUGAGGGAUAUGGAAAGAGCUAGACCUAGUGCACCCACAGGCUAUGAUGAGCCCGAAUAUAAGCCUUUGCCGACUUUCGAUCUUGCUCCAAGGGAAACCGAGACGAUAUUGACUUUCUCCAACACUAUGGAUCAGAUGGCUGCAUACGGAGAAAGGGAUUUGAGGAGAUUCCCGCAUGCUCAUAUACUUGCGGAACAGGCAUAUGCGCUGGGAGAGAAGCUACACAGGAAUGCGGAAGAAAAGAGUACGAAACAACAGAUGCUCACGGAAAUGCAAAGCAAAUUAUCCGAGGCUGUCUCUCUCUAUGGUCAAAUUUUAGAUGGUCAACAAGCAUACUCUGCACGAAGAAUGCAGGAAGAACAGCAAAGGAGGUAUCAACAGCAUCAAUCGAUGUAUGCAUAUGCAACUCCACAGCAACAAGUGUACCCCUACGCUCCUCAAGGUUAUUCUGUUCCUAAUGGCUACGCUCAAUACGCCCCUCCUUCUCAACCAGCUUAUCAGCCACCUCAACCCCAAUCACAAGCUGCACCGUCUUUAUAUCCUCAAAUGCCAAGUCAGCCAAACUAUGCUCAAACUCAGACUCAACAGUAUCCCUACAGACAAGAAGCUGUCUCCCCAUUACCUGUUCAGACAUUCCAACAGCAGUCAGGUUCAGCAAGACAUGCUUCUCCACAUGCUCAUCCUAUCUCGUCCCCACCUGCUCCGCAACGUCAAGCAUCCAUGACUUACGGUGCACCCGUGACUUAUGCCGUGGAGAGUCCUACUCCUAGGCCAUCUCAGCAAGAAACUGCUCCUCCUGUGCCUAUGGCUUCUCAUCCUCCUUCUUCGCCAACUACCAGUAUCCACUCGAUCGUUCAACAAGCUUCAGCACCACCUGCACCAAGUAGUCAAGGAUCAUACAAAUCACCUGCGCCGGUACAUAAUCAACUUGGAUCAUCGCCCGCUCAAUGGAAUGGUAAUCAGUAUCAACAAUGGGAUGCAAUCGUACGAGCCAUAUCCUCCAGUGCAACAAGCUCAACAGGUAUCGCAGCCACCGCAACAAUCCUAUCAACAACAGCACAACAACAACAACAACAACAACAACAACAACAACAACAACAACAACAACAACAACCUUAUCGACAACAACAUCAGCUUCAAGAACAACCCAAUUUUGUGACUUUCAAUCAACUUCCAUCCGGAGUAUACAGUGCCAAUUCAUUCCCAUCGGCUCCUGGCCAGAUAUUCCCCGAUGCACCUUCCGAGCUACCUUUACCCGGUAAGACAGUAGAGAAGGAAGAGAAGGAAGAGGCGUUGUUAAUUGAAUUGUAA